Aspergillus uvarum CBS 121591 is the source of this 1355-nucleotide messenger RNA. RefSeq lists its product as uncharacterized. The coding region runs from base 295 to 1299 and encodes 334 amino acids. The record is from RefSeq and is a predicted model, not a curated record. NCBI's taxonomy places the organism in Eukaryota, Fungi, Ascomycota, Eurotiomycetes, Eurotiales, Aspergillaceae. The transcript has a single exon.
CUCAGCAUCCAUCUACAUCUACACCUACAUACCCAUCCUACCCAACCCAACCCAACCAUCCAAACCACCAACAAAUAAUCUACAUCCAUCACCGCUCAUCCUCAACAUCACCAACCCACGAAGUACACAGUACACAUAGAACACGCUCCUACCUACCCUUUCCCCACAGAAACCUAUCAUACUCUACGCCCAACCACACCCUCAUCAUACCGCAAAACCAACAAUCCCAUCCUCCACCCACCUCUAACACUCCAUCCCAUAUCCACAACAACCAUUCAACAGAACGCAAACACCAUGCCAUCAACCACAACCACAACCACAACCACAACCACAACCCCUGGAAAACCACCACCACCACCACCACCACCACCCCCAGCAACCGCUCCUGCUCCCGCUCCCGCUCCCGCUACAGCCACUACUACCGCAUCACCUACUAAAGCACCAAUAACAACAACACCAACAACCCUCCUCUGGGCCCACGAACUCCGCCGCGAGAACCUCGAGCUCGCCGCCCGCCUCGCCGCCGCGGAGCGCACUAUCACCGCCCUAACAGACCAGCUCCAGGAUGUGCGCGCGCAAGUCCACCGGGUUUCUGUGCUGCAGCAGGCGGGAUUGCAGGACGUGGACAGGCGGAUGCAGAGGGCUGAGGACCUCGUUCGCGGGGAGGUGGGGGAGGUAAGACGGUUGGUGGAGGGGUUGCAGGUUCGGGUUGUCGGGGUGGAGGAUGCGUGGGGGGGUUUGGAUGGGCGGAAUAAUGGUGGUUAUGGGGAGGGGGAGACGGAGGUUCUGGUGCCGGAUUCGAUGCCCGCUGCUCCUGGUGGUGGUGGUGGUGCUGGUGCUACUACUGGGUUGGGGCAUGUGGUGGGUAUACCUGUGGGACUGGGGUGGGGGUUGGGGAGGGGGGGUGGGUUGUCUUCCACGGGUGAGGGGGAGAGUACAAGUACUGCGUCUACGUGGGACAGUGGGGGUUUGGAUUGUUGUGAUGGUGGAGAAGGUGAAGGAGAGGGGCGGGAUGAUGAUGUCUGUGGUGGUUCGGGGGUGAUGGUUGCUGGGAUGGCUGGGCGGGCGAGGGGGGAGGUUUGUAAGGUUGCUGUUGCUGUGCAGGGUGAUGCGGAUGGGGCUUGUGGCAGUGGUUCACGACGGACGAUCAAGAGUCAGGGUGGUGUCAGGAAUUGGUUUGAGGUGUUGGAGAAUCGGGGGAUCGUGCGCAAGAGGACGAGAGCGAGACGAUUCAUCCCGAUUGUUCCGGCUGAUGAGGAGGAUGUUCUCAUUGCGAGGGCGAUGAUGAUGGGUCAUUGAGCUGGCUAAGAGAAUCUUGAAAUCUCAUUUGAGGGGGUAUGUAUUUGUAUGUGUAA